Molecule: messenger RNA, 2175 nt
Organism: Pygocentrus nattereri (red-bellied piranha)
Lineage: Eukaryota; Metazoa; Chordata; Actinopteri; Characiformes; Serrasalmidae
Product: arylsulfatase I
Exons: 4
Coding region: 1-1785 (594 amino acids)
Source: RefSeq, a predicted model, not a curated record
AUGUACACUCUGCGGUACAUUAGAGACCAACUGGACCAGGCUGUUGGCAUGAGAGCACCCUGGCUGCCUGGUUUGACUGUCUUUUGUAUGGCAGUGUUGAGCUGCCUCUCAUGCGUAAGUAUGGGAUUGCCAAACACUGCAGAGGAUACGGCCUACAAAAACACAUCAGACAAGGGUCGAGUCCCUCCGCACAUCAUCUUUGUGAUGGUGGAUGACCAGGGCUACAGUGACGUGGGCUACCAUGGCUCAGACAUCCACACUCCCGUACUGGACCAGCUGGCUGCAGAAGGGGUGAAGCUGGAGAAUUACUACGUCCAGCCCAUCUGCUCACCUUCUCGGAGCCAGCUUAUGACUGGACGGUAUCAGAUCCACACAGGGCUCCAGCACUCCAUCAUCCGCUCCCGCCAGCCCCUCUGCCUGCCUCCUGACACGCCCACCCUGCCUGAAAGGCUGUGGCAGGCUGGGUACAGUACACACAUGGUGGGCAAGUGGCACCUGGGCUUCUGCAGGCCAGAAUGUCUGCCGACUGCCCGUGGCUUCCAGAGCUUCCUGGGCUCACUGACGGGCAGCGGUGACCACUUUAGCUUCCAGAGCUGUGACGGAGCAGAGGCCUGCGGCUUCGACCUGCACGAUGGGGAGCGGCCAGCCUGGGAGCUGAGCGGCAAUUACUCAACUCGCCUGUACACAGAGAGGGUUAAAAAGAUCUUGCGGACUCAUGAUCGACGGAAGCCUCUGUUUCUGUAUGUGGCGCUUCAGGCUGCCCACACGCCUUUACAGGCUCCUGCCCACCUCCUGCAGCGCUACCAUUCCCUUGGCAACCGGCUGAGGCGCCAUUACGCUGCCAUGCUAAGUGGUGUGGAUGAAGCGGUCGGGGAGAUGGUGGAGGAGAUGAGGGAUCAAGGUUACUAUGCUAACUCUGUUCUCAUCUAUUCUUCGGAUAACGGUGGGCAGCCUCUCUCAGGGGGCUGCAACUGGCCUCUGCGUGGGGGAAAGGGCUCAUACUGGGAGGGAGGCGUGCGGGCAGUUGGUUUUGUCCACAGUCCUCUGCUGGAGAGAAAGAGAGAGGUCAGCCGGGCUCUGAUCCAUGUCUCAGACUGGUACCCAACGCUGCUGGCUCUGGCAGGAUCUCCAGAGGCGGAACCUCGGCGCCUGGAUGGAUAUGAUGUCUGGGGGGCCAUCAGUAAGGGUCUCCCUUGUCCCCGGACUGAAAUCCUCUUUAACAUUGACCCUGUUUCACGCCGGCCUGGAGAGGUUGACCACAGGCUGCUAGCAGUCAAUGGCUUCGGAAUCUGGGACACUGGAGUGCGAGCAGCAAUUCGAGUGGGCGAAUGGAAGCUGUUAACAGGAAAUGUAGGGGAUGGUGACUGGGUCCCCCCGCAGAUUCUGCCUGGGGGUCCGCAGCACUGGCAGGGCAUGGAGAAGAGACAGGACCAGAGGGGCAAAUCUGUCUGGCUCUUCAACAUCACUGCUGACCCCUAUGAGAGGUCAGACCUGGCAGAGGCUCGCCCCGAAGUGGUCAAGUUGCUGCUGUCUAGGAUAGCAGAGUACAAUCAGACAGCCAUACCAGCCAGAAACCCCCCAGAUGACCCAAUGGCUGACCCCCAGCUCCAUGGAGGUGUGUGGACGCCAUGGCUUGCAGAGAAAGAAGAAGAGAGUGAAGAUGGUGGCGAACCAGCAGAUGGACACAAUAAAAAGGUCCGUUUUAAAUCCUGCAAAGUCUGCAAGCUCAGAGCGCUGUUUAAAAAGGUGGGGACCCGUCUACAAAGAUCUGCCCUGUUCUUCUAGGCAGAGAGGGACAACUUAGAGGGCCAGAAGAGUGGACAUUAGGAGAAAAAGAACGAAAAAUCUCUGAUGAGCUGGUGCGCACUGCUUAGCCACUGCCUUCUCUGUUCACCCAUGUGCAGCUAGCAGACGAUGGUGGGAGAGUGUUUGUUGAUGUAACGGCUCAUCCUCCCAUCAGCUGAAGGACAUAAUCAAGCUAGCAUUAGAAAUUCAGAAGUGGGUUUAUUUUCUGUAUGGUCAUGAUGGUCAGCCCAAACUGCACCCCAAAUUUUGCACCCAAGAGUCCCAUAGCUGGAAACAAUUGGAGCAAAACACGGCAGAGAACUAUAGUGGAGGUUACUUUAAAUAUUGUGACAAAGUAUGCAACUUUAGCAGGCCAGCAACAUGUUUAUC